Molecule: messenger RNA, 747 nt
Organism: Trematosphaeria pertusa
Lineage: Eukaryota; Fungi; Ascomycota; Dothideomycetes; Pleosporales; Trematosphaeriaceae
Exons: 2
Coding region: 1-747 (248 amino acids)
Molecular function (GO): acyltransferase activity, transferring groups other than amino-acyl groups
Source: RefSeq, a predicted model, not a curated record
AUGCCCCUAGCUGUUGCAGACGUCACUUCUGUCUCCGACUUCGACGCCAUAAUCCCCCUCCUGUACUCCGCAUACCAAACCCCCUACAACCCACUCUUCAAGCACUGCUUCCCUCCACUCCCCACUUCCGAAGCCGCCCAGCAAUACUGGAAAGAUUACCUUGCGCGGCAGUGGAGAGACAACAAGUCUACGCGUCAUUGGGGGAAAGUGACGGAUGAGGAGAGGGGGAUGAUUAUAGGGGCUGCGGGUUAUAGUAUUGAGAGGGGUGGGCAGGAAGAGAGGAGUGAUAGGGGAGAGGAGGAUGAUGAAAAACACUUGCCAGAGAAGGGAAGCGUGGAGAGGGUAUUUAUGGAGAGGUUGGUUGAUGAGCUUGCGGUGGGACCACUGAGGAAGUGUGUCGGGGAGCGUGCGCAUGUUGAGCUUCACUUCCUCGUCGUCCACCCCGACCAUCGUCGCCGAGGUGCAGCGGGCAUGCUCCUCAAUUGGGGCAGAAAGCUCUCUGAUGAGGCGGGAUUAGAGACAGUCGUCAUAUCCACGCCUGCUGGGCGACUCGUGUACGAGAACUGCGGAUUCACGCUACUAGAGAUUAUGCCGCAGAUGGAGAUCAACAGUGUCGGAGAGACGAAGUGGACGGACGCGGAAAGAGAGCAGUGGAGGGAAUAUGCGAGCGAGGACUUGGGAGCCUAUUUACUAUGGAGGCCUGCUGGACACGACUUUGUAGAGGGAGUAGAUGCGCAGCCUUGCUAG